AUGUUGUGCCAUGUAAGAAUUUUUAUUACUAUGUGGAUCAUUCGAGUACAAUUUGUGAUAUCACUCGAUACCACGAUUAAAGAGGAUGUUAAUACAUGUAACUUGUCAAUGAAGUUGUUACAAGAGAUUGAAUCAUACAGUUCAUUAGUGCAAACUAUAAUAAACGAAACAACAUCAGGUUCUUUCAAAGGAACCACUUGGAAUGAAUUAGCUAAUUUUGUGGACAAAUUUGGUCCCAGAUUCACUGGUACAGAAACGCUUGAACAAUCAAUUAAUUAUGUACUAAACAAAUCACAUGAAUUUGGUUUAGAAAAUAUACAUGGAGAAUCUGUGGUUGUGCCUCAUUGGGUUAGGGGAGAAGAGUCUGCAACUCUUUUAAAACCAAGGCGUAAAAAGAUUGCUCUUUUGGGAUUAGGUUACAGUGUUGGUACUCUACCUGAAGGAAUAAGUGCAGAGGCUAUUGUUGUAAACAGUUUCAAAGAACUUGAUAAAAGGAAAGAUGAAGUACCAGGAAAAAUAGUUGUAUAUAAUCAAAAGUAUAUUUCAUAUGGUGAAACAGUUAAAUAUAGAAGUGCUGGAGCAUCAGAAGCAUCUAAAUAUGGUGCUGUUGCUGCUUUGAUUAAAUCAGUUACACCAUACUCAUUAUAUACACCACAUACGGGUAUGCAGAGUUAUGCUGCAAAUGUGACUAAAAUUCCAGUUGCAUGUAUUACAGCUGAGGAUGCAAGCUUGUUAAGAAGAAUGUCUAUGAGAGGUGAAACCAUAAAAAUUAAUUUAAAAAUGCAAGCCAAAACAUUGGCAGAUAAAGUAUCACGAAAUGUAGUAGCAGAAAUAAUUGGUUCUACAAUGCCAGAGAAAACAGUAGUAGUAUCUGGUCAUAUAGAUAGUUGGGAUGUUGGUCAGGGAGCAAUGGAUGAUGGAGGUGGAGCAUUUAUUUCAUGGCAGGCCUUGAGACUGUUGAAACAUCUUAAUUAUCGACCUCGUCGAACAAUAAGAAUGAUUAUGUGGACAGCUGAAGAGCUUGGUAUCAUAGGAGCUCGUUCAUAUAUCAACUCUCAUGAGGCUGAAGAAAAGAAUCUCCAGUUUGUCAUGGAAUCAGACAUGGGUACAUUCAAGCCUUUAGGUCUUGAGUUUACUGGUACAGAACAAGUUAAAUGCAUACUAGAAAAAAUUAUGAGCCUGUUACAUUCCAUGGGAACAAUGAAAGUGCGAAGUCCCAAUGCAGGACCUGAUAUUUCUUAUUGGAUAGACAAAGGCAUACCAGGUGGAUCACUUUGGACACAGAAUGAAAAAUACUUCUAUUAUCAUCAUUCAAAUGCUGACACAAUGGUGGUUGAGAAUCCAGAAGCUCUGAAUCAAGGAACAGCCUUGUUUGCAGCAGUAUCAUAUGUGCUUGCUGAUCUUAAUGUUAAUCUUCCCAGACAUAAAUAA
Molecule: messenger RNA, 1431 nt
Organism: Dufourea novaeangliae
Lineage: Eukaryota; Metazoa; Arthropoda; Insecta; Hymenoptera; Halictidae
Product: carboxypeptidase Q-like
Exons: 6
Coding region: 1-1431 (476 amino acids)
Biological process (GO): peptide catabolic process; proteolysis
Molecular function (GO): metallodipeptidase activity
Source: RefSeq, a predicted model, not a curated record